CGGGCUUCCUUGCGCCUAGGAAAGGGCGGUCGAUCGGCUUUGCUGCGGAAAGUAGACGAGUACUAGUUACUGUCGUUCACGAGGAAGGAAUUAUCUAUACAGUAAAUAUGCUAAUAUUGAAUAAGACAGCAGGAGUUUUUUCUAAUCCAUCAAAAAGGAAUAUGUAUGAAUUUCUAAGAAGUUUUAAUUUUCAUCCUGGAAAGCUAUUUCUUCAUAAACUAGUUUUGGGAAUUGAAACCAGUUGUGAUGAUACAGCAGCUGCUGUGGUGGAUGAAACUGGAAAUGUUUUGGGAGAAGCAAUACAUUCCCAAACCGAAGUUCAUUUAAAAACAGGUGGGAUUAUUCCUCCAGUAGCUCAACAGCUUCAUAGAGAAAAUAUUCAACGCAUAGUGCAAGAAGCUCUCUCUGCCAGUAAAGUCUCUCCAAGUGAACUCUCAGCAAUUGCAACUACCAUAAAACCAGGACUUGCUUUAAGCUUGGGUGUAGGCUUAUCAUUUAGCUUACAACUGGUAGACCAGUUAAAAAAGCCCUUCAUUCCCAUUCAUCAUAUGGAGGCUCAUGCCCUUACUAUUAGGUUGACAAAUAAAGUAGAAUUUCCUUUUUUAGUUCUUUUGAUUUCAGGAGGUCAUUGUCUUUUGGCAUUAGUUAGAGGAGUUUCAGAUUUUCUGCUUCUUGGAAAGUCUUUGGAUAUAGCGCCAGGUGACAUGCUUGACAAGGUAGCAAGAAGACUUUCUUUAAUAAAACAUCCAGAGUGCUCCACUAUGAGUGGUGGGAAGGCUAUAGAACAUUUGGCCAAACAGGGAAAUAAAUUGCAUUUUGAGUUCAAACCUCCCAUGCAACGUGCUAAAAAUUGUGAUUUUUCUUUUUCUGGACUUCAUCACAUUAUUGAUAAGAUGAUAAUGCAAAAGGAAAAAGAAGAAGGUAUUGAGAAGGGGCAAAUCCUGUCUUCAGCUGCAGAUAUUGCUGCUGCAGUACAGCACACAGUAGCCUGCCACAUUGCAAAAAGAACACAUCGUGCUAUCCUAUUUUGCAAGCAGAGAGACUUGUUAUGUCAAAGUAAUGCAGUACUGGUUGCAUCUGGAGGCGUUGCAAGUAACUUACAUAUCCGAAAAGCUCUGGAAAUCGUGACAGAUGCAACACAAUGCACUUUGUUGUGUCCUCCUCCCAGACUGUGCACUGACAACGGCAUUAUGAUUGCGUGGAAUGGUGUUGAAAGAUUGCGUGCUGGCUUGGGCAUUUUACACAGCACAGAAGGCAUCCGCUAUGAGCCAAAAUGUCCUCUUGGAGCAGAUAUAUCAAAAGAAGUUGGAGAAGCUGCCAUAAAAGUACCACGAUUAAAAAUGAAGAUUUGAUUUUUGCUUUUCAAAAAAAUCCCUAAAGAGGCUUAAUGUUUCCAAUGAUAUGAAUUCUUAACAGUGCUGAAUAAAUGACACAGGUUUGUAUCAUUUGAAUUAUUUAUCCCUUUCUAGUAUAAAAUAUGCCAUUCUUCUCAGAAUUCCACCAGGAAGUUGUGACUCAGAGCUAUUAAGAUAAUUUUGAAUCAAAUUUGAAGAUUAAAGUGGUCUCUUAUUGUACAGUGGUUAAGAGCACAGGCUUUGGACUAUGGCACACAGAAAGCCCUGAGUACCUGUAGCUGCAGUCACCACCAUCAUUACUGUUAUGUUAAGGCAUGUUGGAGAAAAUAACUGCUAAUUAAUGUAUGUGUUCACUGCAGCCCAGGUAGACUAUAGAGACAAUUGAGCAAAGUGGACAGAGAAAAACAGUGGCUCUUUAAAGGACCCACUGAAACCUAGUUAGCUUUUAUAUCAAAUCCAUUUGCUGCUGUAAAAAUAUGAGAAGCAGACAUACAUCAAAACUUGCACUUACUGGGGCUUCCCUGGUGGCGCAGUGGUUGAGAGUCCGCCUGCCGAUGCAGGGGACACGGGUUCGUGCCCCAGUCCGGGAAGAUCCCACAUGCCGCGGAGCGGCUAGGCCCGUCAGCCAUGGCCGCUGAGCCUGCGCAUCCGGAACCUGUGCUCCACAACGGGAGAGGCCACAACAGUGAGAGGCCCACGUACCGAAGAAAGAAAAAAAAAACUUGCACCUACUGGAAACGAUACUGGUUGGGCAAAGACAUCACAUGAUUCUAAGCCACAAAGAAUGUCAUCUAUUCCAGCUGCAAACCAAAGAUACUCUGUAUGUAUGGAGAAUGGUCAACAGUGGUGGCCACACUUUCUAGCCAUACUUUUGUGCUUGAUGGGAAAUGAUUUCAAAUUUUUUUUUAGUAAAAUGUUUUUAAAAAUACACAUUUCAGAUUUUAGAAGACUCGUGUACCUGUAGUAUUUAUCAUUGAAUAUCUUAAGGUAGUACAGUGAGUGUUAACAUGUAGCCUACUUUGAAUCAGGUCUUUUUAGCCCAGCAUACCAAUUUAAAACUGUUUCUUAUUUUAAAAUGUUUCUAACACUUGAUAUAUACACUAAUUGUGCCACUUGUGUCAGUUGCUAUAUCUUAAUAGUUUUAAGUGCAGGCAUUCUAUUAUAGAAAAUUCUACUUAUUUUUUGAAACCAUAAUUCUGACCUGAUGUUAAAUUCCAGUAGACAUGCUAAGGAAAAUUUGUUAAGCAUCAGUAUCAAGAACUUCCAUUCAAAAAGAUUACUCAGUUAUGUAUAUUUUACCACAAUUAAAAAUAAAAAAAUUUAAAAGAUUGCUCAGGAGUCCUUUUACACUAAAAUGUUUUUAAUUAGCCUUCUGCAGGCUCCGGAUUAGCUUUCUGUACAUGUUUCCCAAGUUGGCUCAAAAGCACUAUUCUUGGUCUUGAUACAGUUGUGAUAUCUGAUGAAAUUGCAGGUGAAAAGGAAAAAAUAUUGUGAGAAACAGUGGUCUGUUUUGUUUUGAAGAGUCCCAUGAAGUUAGUUACAGGAGGUAUAAAAGUCAAAGAAUCUCUUGGUUGAAUUUUGGGUUUUAAUUUUCUUCGGUGCUCUUUCCCUAAAAAUUAGAGAGCCACAAUUAAGUGUCUCUUUCUUAAGCCUAAGAGCCCUAGGUAUAGUCUCAUUGCAUUUAGUUCUAUAUAUUUCUGUUUUCUUCACAUCACUAAAACAUACUAAGAGAACAGAUCAGUAGCUUCCAGACUUUCAAAUGCCAGAGUACAAAAAUUUGUGGGGAUCAAUAUACAGUUGCCAACUUUUUAUUAUGCCAAGUUUGCACUAGUGAAAGAAUAAAUGCCAGCUACUUUAAACACCGUUUUGUAAAAGAGGGAAUAUUUUAAUGUCAAUAGAAAGUGUAAAAGGCAUUAUCUCAAAAUGGAGGACUUUACUUGAAUGAAAUUAACUUUAUCAGAAAUUUGAUUGUCCUUAUUUUUUCUUAUGUUACUACAAACUUGUGAAAACUUUAUCAGACCGAUACUGGUAUACAUAUUGUUAUUCAGAAACCAAUAUUAAAGUGAAGGAAUAAUGGAACUGGCUUUAUUCUUUUAUGUAAAUUACUCUUACACUGAAGAAGCUAUACAAAAACCAGACGUUCUUCUACCCAUGAUAUUCAGAAAUAAUAGCCUCCCACACAUGCUUAGCUUCCCUCAUAUCUCCCUGAAUAAAUGAAGUUCUUUCCUCUCCUUUUCUUUUCUUAUUCUCUCUCUUUCCAUUUGUGACUCCAGCAAAGUGA
Mesoplodon densirostris (Blainville's beaked whale) is the source of this 3636-nucleotide messenger RNA. It is a transcript of the gene OSGEPL1, whose product is annotated as O-sialoglycoprotein endopeptidase like 1. The transcript is spliced from 9 exons. The record is from RefSeq and is a predicted model, not a curated record. Lineage: Eukaryota; Metazoa; Chordata; Mammalia; Artiodactyla; Ziphiidae. Gene Ontology annotation, biological process: tRNA threonylcarbamoyladenosine modification. Gene Ontology annotation, cellular component: mitochondrion. Bases 108 to 1352 code for a protein of 414 amino acids.